This is a messenger RNA of Dipodomys ordii (Ord's kangaroo rat), 2223 nucleotides long. RefSeq names its product protein phosphatase 1, regulatory subunit 37 (gene Ppp1r37). The annotation marks the transcript as partial. Gene Ontology annotation, molecular function: protein binding. The record is from RefSeq and is a predicted model, not a curated record. NCBI's taxonomy places the organism in Eukaryota, Metazoa, Chordata, Mammalia, Rodentia, Heteromyidae. The transcript is spliced from 12 exons.
GAGGCCGGGUCCUCGAGUCCGGCCUCGCCCCCCGCCGACGGCCGCCUCAAGGCAGCGGCCAAGCGCGUCACGUUCCCGUCGGACGAGGAUAUUGUGUCCGGAGCUGUGGAGCCCAAAGACCCCUGGAGACACGCCCAGAACGUGACCGUGGAUGAGGUGAUCAGCGCCUACAGACAGGCGUGCCAGAAACUGAACUGCCGGCAGAUCCCCACGCUCCUCCGGCAGCUGCAGGAGUUCACGGACCUCGAGCACCGCAUUGACUGCCUGGACCUGAAAGGGGAGAAGCUGGACUACAAGGCCUGCGAGGCCCUGGAGGAGGUCUUCAAGCGGCUGCAGUUCAAGAUGGUGGACCUGGAGCAGACCAGCCUGGAUGAAGAUGGUGCCUCGGCCCUCUUCGACAUGAUCGAGUAUUAUGAGUCCGCCACACACCUCAACAUCUCCUUCAACAAGCACAUUGGCACCCGGGGCUGGCAGGCUGCCGCCCACAUGAUGCGCAAGACAAGCUGCCUGCAGUACCUGGACGCUCGCAGCACGCCCCUGCUGGACCACUCAGCGCCCUUCGUGGCGCGGGCCCUGCGCAUCCGCAGCAGCCUGGCGGUGCUGCACCUGGAAAACGCCAGCCUGUCGGGGCGGCCCCUCGUGCUGCUUGCCACAGCCCUGAAGAUGAACCUGAACCUGCGGGAGCUCUACCUGGCUGACAACAAGCUGAAUGGCCUGCAGGACUCGGCCCACCUGGGCAACCUGCUCAAGUUCAACUGCUCCCUGCAGACCCUGGACCUGCGCAACAACCACGUGCUCGACUCAGGUCUGGCCUACAUCUGCGAGGGUCUCAAGGAGCAGAGGAAAGGGCUGGCAACCCUGGUGCUGUGGAACAACCAGCUCACGCACACGGGCAUGGCCUUCCUGGGCAUGGCGCUGCCACACACACAGAGUCUGGAGACGCUGAACCUGGGCCACAACCCCAUCGGGAACGAGGGCGUGCGCAACCUCAAGAACGGGCUCAUCGGCAACCGCAGCGUGGUGCGCCUGGGCCUGGCCUCCACCAAGCUCACCUGCGAGGGCGCGGUGGCGGUGGCCGAGUUCAUCGCUGAGUGCCCCCGCCUCCUGAGACUGGACCUGCGGGAGAACGAGAUCAAGACGGGCGGGCUCAUGGCACUGUCGUUGGCCCUCAAGGUGAACCACUCGCUGCUGCGCCUGGACCUCGACCGGGAGCCCAAGAAGGAGGCGGUCAAGAGCUUCAUCGAGACGCAGAAGGCCCUGCUCACUGAGAUCCAGAACGGCUGCAAGCGCAACUUCGUGCUGGCGCGGGAGCGGGAGGAGAAGGAGCAGCAGCUGCAGCUGUCUGCAUCUAUGCCCGAGAUCACCAUCACCCAGCCCCAGCCCCUCGAGGAGUCCAGGGACCCCGCCGCCACCACCACAGGGGCACAUAACGGGGCCACGAGCCCCAGGUCCCUACCCGACUCAGACUCGGACUCAGACUCAGAGGCAGAGGAGGAAGAGGAGGAUGGCGAGGAGGAGGAAGACGACAGGCAGAGGGAAGAGGCCCGCUGUGACCAGAGCCCUUCAGCCCCCUGCCCUGCCCUGGUUCCCCCCACGGACUCCCUGAGCCCCCAGGAGCCGAAGUCCCCAGGCAGCCCCUCCUCGCCCACGGAACAGCGGAUUUCCGUGUCCAGCCCGGGCCGCGGCCACAAAGUGUUUGUGGUGACCCGGGUAGAGAGUCCACCAGAGAGGGCAGAGCCCCCGGUGCCCCCCGCCUGUGCCUCCCUGCCUCCCCCCUCUCCUCCCUCCCCCCCUGUCCUGCCACCAGUGCAGCCCAUCGGCACACAGGACUCAGGGGUACCCGAGCCCCAGCCGGAGGCGCCCCCGUCAGGACCGGCGCUGCCCAACGGCCUGAAGCCCGAGUUUGCCCUGGCGCUGCCCCCAGAGCCACCUCCGGGGUCAGAGGCCAAGGGGGGCAGCUGCGGCCUGGAGCACGAGCUGCGCUGCGCCCAGGACGAGCGGGAGCGGGAGGAGCUGCUGCGGGACGCCAGCCAGGAGGCGGCUCAGCACACACUGUGACACUCGAGGUGGGUGCAGCCCCCCGGGGGCGGGGCGGGCGCAGGAGCCCCCUGCUCUGACGCCCCCUCUUCAUCUCUGUCCCCCAGUUCCUCUUUUUUUUUUUCCGGUCAGUCUUGGACAAGCUGAGGCCAGAGCCAUGAGAACCCGCUCACCCCCCCUCCCAGC